This is a messenger RNA of Heterotrigona itama, 3530 nucleotides long. NCBI's taxonomy places the organism in Eukaryota, Metazoa, Arthropoda, Insecta, Hymenoptera, Apidae. The record is from the annotation of a GenBank genome assembly.
AUGGAGUUUGAUGUUUGGGUAUUGCCAUGCGCAUAUUGUUUAAUUUGCUUGUAGUUUAUUUUGUUUCAAAAGAAACUAAAGAUUGAUGUUACUUUAAUGAAACGAAUAUUCCAAUAUAAUUGCUAUGGAACUGAAAUCAUACAUAAAAAAGUAUUGAGAUCACAAUUUUUUUGUUUAUGUAAGAAAUUAAAUAAAAGUAUUUGAAAGGUUAGAUUCUUAAUUAUUUUCUUUAGAAAUAUUUGUUCAUCUGCAUUUUAUUUUUAUCUCCAUAUCUUUUGAAUUUUCAGUACAAACUUGAUCCUCUUCUUAAUUUUCUACUAUUUAUACCUUAGACAAGAAUGGGUACAAAAAUAUUAAAUGAUAUUCACAAUGACAUGAAACAGUUAAUUACAGCAAUUACAUCUUUUGAGGUAAUAUGCUUGUAUAUUUAUCAAUUAAUAUAUUUUACAUUGGAAUAAAUAUUCAUCAUUUAAUAAAAUGAAUCAUUUAAUAAAUACGUAUAUACCAUUUUUUGUAUAAUUUUUAGGAAAAUGAAGAAGGGUUUCGAAUUUGUGAACGAUUUUGUAUGACAAACAUCAAACAUCAUCGGUAUUUAUCUGUUGAUAGUAACAGCACAAAACAAGCUAUUAAAGCUUUAAUUACAAAAUUUUCAAUUCAUGGAAAAUAUGAUGUAGCAAAAAAAUUCGAAGAACUUGUAAAUGCAUUUCUAAUAAGUUUUAAUUUCGAACAACAUCCACAAUAUGAUUUGCAAUGGUAUCUGUUAACAUUGUUAUUCGAAUUAGCUAAAGAAACUUGUAAAUCUGAUUUGGAAUCUUUAAAAUUAACACGUGGAGAAUAUACUUUCAAUGUAUCAGGUGAAGAUGAAAAUGAAGUUACAGAGGAAAUUGAUUGGGCUGAAUAUUUAAAAGAAGGCCAAGAAAACUUUUUCAAUGAUUAUAAAAGUGAUUCAGAGAGUGAAUGGUCAAAUGAUAUAGAAGAUAAUGUGGAUCUAGAUUCAAAUUUUGAUGCAUCUACAAAUAUCAUAAAUUCAAAUAAAGCAGUAUGCAUACCUUUUGUUGAAAAAGAAUUAAAUAAUUUAUCUUUAGCUUUAAACGAAGAACUCAAAUCUAAAAAUUGGUUAUUAUCAAAUGUUCAAAAUACUUGGUGGAAUGAGUUAAGAUGGAGAAAGCAUAAAGCAAAUGGAGGGGAUUUUUACACACUUGGAACUCUUAGCGAAUAUCUUGUAUGUAGAGAAUUGUUAUGGAUGUUUUAUGCUCCAACGCAAAUGGUAGUUUUUCAACAAAAUGAAAAAACAGAAUUUUUUAUUCGUUCUGAUAUAUCAAUACCUAGUUUAACUACUGUUGCAUUCAAUAGUAUUCUUUCACCCUUUUGUAAAUAUUUUUCAAUGAUACGUGAUAUAGAACAAUUUGGAAUUAGAUUAUAUUCAGAGCAAGAUAAUUUUUGUGAAAAACCACCUUUAACAUAUGAAACUUAUAAUGCAAUUCUAAAACAACAUUUGAUGAAAUUUAAAGAGAAAAUAAUUGAUGUAGAAAAAAUUCUUGUGAAGCAAGAUAGCAAUUUAACAUUUCUAUCUUUAUCAUCAAUUUUGAAAAAGAAUUUGUAUGGUAUACAAAUUUUACAUGAAAUUCAUAAAAAGUCAAUAUGUAAUUGGAAGCUUCAUCCAAAUUGGAAGUGUGCAUCUAAAUUAUUAUCGUCUUUAUAUUUUGAAAUACAAAACUCACACAAUCGAGAAAGAACAAAUAUUUGUACCAGUUUAUAUUUAUCUAGUCUUACUGUUUAUUUAAAUAUAAUUGACACAUGGUUAAGCGAAGGCCGAUUUGAAGAUUGGAGAGAGGAAUUUAUAAUUGCAAGGUUACCAGGUAGUGCAGUUUCAGAAAGUAAUAUACAAUAUGAAACAUUUUUUUUGAGACCUUUGGGUAGUAUAUGUUUAGCAGAUCCAGUCUUGCAGUUCCUGAUAAAAAAGAUACAACAUAUAGGGCAAAGUAUUGAAUUAUUAGUAUCUUUAGAUCGAAUUACAGAUAUAUGGAAGAUUAAUAUUGGAAGAAAUGAAUUGAAGAGAUCUUUAGUUGAUGAAUUUUAUACCAAAUUAGAAAUAGAAAUUUCUAAAUAUAGUAUAGAUAAACAAAAAGAAGAAGGAAGUGUAUCUUCAUUUCAAGAAGAAGAAGUUAUUAAAAAUGAAUAUGAUGAGGAUAUGGAAAAAAAUAUUAUAAAACAGUUAUCUGAAUUUAAUAAUCCAUUUUUAUUAAAAGCUCUAGAAGAUUAUCUUCCUUCUGAGUUAUUAAAGAGAGAUAAUGUAGAUGAUGUUGGGGUUUCUAAAAAUAUUCAGAUAGAAACUAAUAUUUUUAAAAGGCUUGAAAAAGUAUCAAAUUAUAUAUUACCACUCAGAAAAAUAUUAGAACAUAUUUUAACAGAAAUUUUAAUUUCACGAUAUAAUGGUGCCAGCAAAUUAGUCAAGAAUAUCAUGUGUGAAGAAUAUAAAUUAGAAUCACAUUUAAUGUUAAUGAGAUCUGUUUAUAUGAUGGAAGCAGGUCAUAUUAUGAAUAAAUUUUACCAAAGAUUAUUUUAUGAGAUUGAAACUAAUCAAAUGUGGAACAAUUCAUAUUUUUUAUCAUGUAUACUUGAAGAAAUCCUUUCUCAAUGGUGGACAGAUUCAAGUUCACGUUGGUCUAUUACAGUUUCUAAUACUCACACAAAUCAAGUAUUAAUGGCUGUUGAUAAUAUAACAUUACAUUACACAAUAGGCUGGCCUAUAAAUAUUGUAUUAAAUGAAAAAACUUUCAUUUAGAAGGUUCAAAAUCAGUAUGCAAAAGGAAUAAAUUAGAACAGUUUCAUAUCAGACGUAUUGAAAGCUUAAGAUUUUGUUUAUUACAUGCAAUUACAUUAGUACAUACGUACUUAUCUGGUCAAGUAUUACAAAAUUUAAGUCUUAUGUUAGAAAAAUCUUUGACACAAGCCGAGAGUUUGGACACAAUUAUAUCAGUUAAUUGAGAUGUGUAAUCAUAUCCGUGCUCGAUGGAAUUAUAAAAAAUUAACAUUUGCUAGUGAAGAAUUAGAUGUGCUAGAAAACAGUUAUAAUAAAUAUCAUACAUACCUUGCUUUAGCCUUACAUAAUGCAGUUCAGAAUAAGGAUGCAAAUUACUCCAAUCCCUAAAUUCCUUUCAGAUGAAUUAAUGCUACAAUAUCAAAUUAAUACAAAAGAUAUUUAUAUAGAAAACAAUAUCACCAUGUGUCCAUUUAAUAAUCUCAGUCAUAGUUUGCUAAUUGAAAUAGCUUAUCAAUAUUUACCACCAUCAGGCUUGCCUAUUCCAAUUCCAAAGAUUAUACAUAAAAUGGAUUGGUAUAACAGCAGUUUAAAUUCGGAAAAUUCUUUACCAAGUGAUAUUAUUCUAAAUGAAUAUGAACAAACAUUUUCAUACAUACGUUGGUAUCAAUUAGAAGAAAGUAUUAUUACAGUUAAUUUAUCUCCAUAUGCCUUAUGUCGUGAAAUGCAAGAUUUUAUUAACGAUAAUAAAUUAGAAGCAAAUUAUUAA